AUGUCGAUAAAUCGUGUAAAAUUGAAGCAUUUUUAUUGCGAACAUUUUGAGGAUGAUAUAGGUGCAUCAAGCACAACAGAAGAGAAAAAAAAAGACAUGAAAAGGAAAAAAAAAAAUAUCAAAAAAGAAGCAAAUAAUUCAAGAAAGAAUAGAAUACUCGUAUUAUCCAAAGGAUUGAACAUAAAAAAUGUAAGUAAACUGAAUGAUUCUAUCCAAUCAAAUGACGAAACAACAGUAAGGACAAGGAAUAGGCUACGAAAAAAAAUAAUAACAGAUAGCAGUUGUGAUGAAGAAAAUAGAAAACGUGAUACGUUUGAGGAUUACGGUGUACGUGAUAACAGUAAUGAAAAUACAAAGAAGAAAUUUACAUGUUUCAGACAGCAAAAUAAGUGUGAGGAACCAUGUGUAGACACCAAAGUGAGGAGAAAUUCUGGACGAAACAAGGUAAUUGAUACUACAGAUGAAAGCAAAAACAGUGAUGAAUUAAGUACUUCGGAAGUUGGAGAGGUCUUUCCCCCUGCAGAGAAUAGAAAGCAAGGGACUGUGUUAAGCAUUUGCUCACGUAUGAGCAGGGGUGAAGAAGCGAUAAGGAAAUCCCCAAUUGGUAAGAGCGACGAUUAUGAAGAUAGUACAGACAAUGGUAAUGCAGGUGGGAAAGGUAUAUACUGUGAGAGGAAUGGAAAAAAGAAUGAAAUGGAAGAAGAAGGAGUUACUAAUAAAUUGCAAAUGGAGUGUGACCUGAGCGUGGAAAGAAACAAAAGUAAACAGAGUGAACACACAAAUGACAAAGUGUAUUCUAGCCUUUUUAGCGAAAAUGAUUCGGAGGAAACUUCCGUUCAAGAAAAUCAACGCGAUGAUUGCGUGUUCAGUAUUGACGAUGCAGAGGAUGAGGGAAAUGAUGAAAGUAUGAGUUAUGGCAAAGUAAACAAAAAGAAAGAGAGGAAUAAAAAAAAUGGCGUGUCUAAAAUUAAGAAAAAAUGUAGUAAAAAUUCUGGUGCACACAGUUUAGAAAACUCUUAUAAUGAAAAUUCGUGCGAUAAUUAUGACCAUUCAAGUUUUUACGUAAAUGAUUAUGGGAAUUCAGCUGGUGAGACAAAUUUAUCAUACGAAAGUGGAAAUGAAAAUUACAACCAAUUUGACGAGUAUGCUUUGCAUUUGAAAAUAUUUAAUGAACAAAAUUUUGGUAAUGAUAUGUUUCAAUUUAAUUCUAUAAGCGUUAAAAAAUCCAUUAGAUUGUACAUUGAAUUUACUGCUCUGUCUCUUUUAUCCCCCAGUUUAAAAUAUGAUGCAAAUUAUUUCAAAGCUUCAGAAAGUGUACAGAAUAUCGAACAGUCUCUUAAGGUAAAAUAUUCAAGUAUUCACAAAGAAUUUGAUAAAAAAAAUUCGCUUGAGGAGUACUACAAUAACUCAGAUGAAUCUGUAAGAGUACGCAAGAAAAAAGAGAAAAAAAAAAAAAAUUUGAAAAAAUUGUGCCAUCUUGUCAAUGAUAGUGAAGUUAGUUAUGAGAAAAACAACAGAUAUAAUAAAAAAUGGGACUCGAAUAAAUAUUCCGUAAUUAGUGAUGAGAAAAGGAAAAAGGAAAAGAAAAAAAAAUACAUUCUUACUGAUAGCAGUAGUACUACUACUCAGACAUCCGAUGUGAAAGCCUCAAGUGCUAUGAGUGCAGAUGAUCAACGGGAUGUCCAUUCGAAGAGGAAAUUUUCCGAAAAUCCCAGUAGCGCGGGGGAUGUUGAAAAGGAGAAACAAGGAGGGAGAGAAGGAGAUGAGGAUGAAGAAGAGGGAGAAGAAGAAGAAGACGAAGAAGAGGAAGAAGAAGACGAAGAAGAGGAAGAAGAAGAUGAAGAAGAGGAAGAAGAAGAUGAAGAAGAGGAAGACGAAGAAGACGAUGAAGACGAAGAAGAAGACGAAUAUGAAGAUGACGAUGACAUGAUCGUUUGCGAUAAAGAGGGGAAGGGGAAGAAGAAAAGAUCCUCCAAACAAGUGAAGGAUAGUGUAAUGUACAAGCUUCUAAACAGAGACAUGGUAAAAAUAUACGAGUUUGUAAAGAAGGAAGAGAAUUUUAGUAAUUACGAUUUUUUAAAAAUGAUUUGUAAAAUUAGUAAAAACAAACCAAGUAAUUACUAUGAUCGAUGUGUUCAGAAGAUAGAAAAAAAAAUUUUGUCCAAGAGAGAUCAAUUUGAAUCUCAUCCAUUCGAAACAAAUUUUAAAAACAUUUUAAAGAAUUAUGCAAAUAUAUUUAUAUAUUAUUUGGAGUAUAACAAAAAUCAUUGUUGUUGUUGCAAUAGAAAAUUAAGUUAUGCUUGUCCAGUUUUUUUCAUUAAACCCUUUUACAAUUCAUCUGAUUUAUGGAAUAAUAGUUUUUUCAAUUUUAUGAAAGUAAAUCAUUUUGAGUGGCUGGGAAAAGAAAAUUUUCCUAUUUUUAAAAAUCCACUUGAAAAAUGGAAUAAGAGAAAUGAAGAUGAACGUAAAAUGAAAAACAUUAAGCAAUCAAAUAAAUUGUUCAUAAGAACUCAAAAUGAAAAGAAGAGAAAAAAUAUGCUUCGGCAUUCUAACAAGAAUCAUGUAGAUAAUCAUUCAAUUGUAAUGAAUGAAGAAUAUAUUGUUAAUUACUUAAAACAAAAUGAAGAAAUGAACACCUUUCGAUAUAUAGGAAAUAUAGAUGAAAAGCGAUUAAAAAGAAAGAAAAAAGGUUUUAAAUUUAAUAAUUUUGAAUGUCAUGUUAAGUCUAAUGAAUGUAAAGAAAGUAAUUUGAAUAGUAUUAUGAAAAAUAUAUGUGAACAUUUUUCUAAUUUAUCAGAAAAUUAUAUAGAAAAAGACAUUUUAGUUUUGCAUCUUGGUUCCUAUUGCGUUUCUACAGUGUACUACUGGCAUGUGUUUCAUCAUUAUAAAUUUUUUUUUACAAAAUUUAUUUAUUUGCGCUUGCUAGACCUUCACAAGAAGAGCAAAUACUUGUUUCGAGAACCUCUGUUACUGGCUUAUGUCUUAUCCAAAAAAUUAAACAAUGACUUGUAUCGCGAUUUCAAAAUUCUCAUGAACAUUGACAUUUCGCAAAUUCAGCAUAAGUUAAAUGAGUGUGACUUGUUUGUCAGGUGA
Messenger RNA from Plasmodium gonderi, 3093 nucleotides. RefSeq lists its product as hypothetical. The record is from RefSeq and is a predicted model, not a curated record. Bases 1 to 3093 code for a protein of 1030 amino acids. NCBI's taxonomy places the organism in Eukaryota, Apicomplexa, Aconoidasida, Haemosporida, Plasmodiidae. The transcript has a single exon.